Messenger RNA from Plenodomus lingam JN3, 261 nucleotides. The record is from RefSeq and is a predicted model, not a curated record. Lineage: Eukaryota; Fungi; Ascomycota; Dothideomycetes; Pleosporales; Leptosphaeriaceae.
AUGCCUCUUCUUACUUCCCUUCCCACUGGAGCAAGCCCUGCUUCCAACAGCGCCACAAGCCCACCACAAGCCCGAAGCAUCCUUACAGAGGACCGCCCUGCAUACCUAUUCCGCCAACCUAACCGAUGUCGCUCCUUCCGGCGGAAGAAAUCUGCCCUAGGCAUCAUCGGCCAGCCACGCAACACAUCUCCACAAAAGCGGCCAUAUUCAUUUAGGCAAAUGAAUCACUCCACCUACAAGGAAACAACUUCGUUGACCUAG